UCUGUUCUACAGGGUUCUAUGGUCAGCGCUGCAGUCAGUCCUGUCCUCAGUGUAUCCAUAGCGAUGGUCCCUGUCACCACAUCACAGGACACUGUGAGUGUCUGUCAGGAUUCUGUGGCUCUCUGUGUAACCAAGUGUGUCCCAGUGGCAGGUAUGGGAAGGGCUGUGCAGAGCUGUGUAUGUGUAGUAACAACGGGACCUGUAACCCCAUCGAUGGCUCCUGUCAGUGCUACCCAGGAUGGAUCGGAGAGGACUGCUCUACAGUGUGUCCCCAGGGUGCGUGGGGUCCAGACUGCAUCCAUACCUGUAACUGUCACAACGGGGCUCAGUGCAUCGCUACAGACGGACAGUGUAGCUGCAGCGCAGGGUGGAGCGGACUCUACUGUACACAACGUUGUAGUUCAGGGUUCUUGGUACACUGCUCUGAGGUGUGUCAGUGUCAGAACAUGGACUGUGACCACAUCACUGAGUGUCGUCCCGAGUGUCGUCCCGAGUGUCGUCCCGGUACGUUUGGCUACGGCUGUCAGCAGCUGUGUGUGUGUAUGAACAACGCCACCUGUGACUAUGUGACUGGAACCUGCUACUGCAGCAUCGGAUACAAAGGCAUCCGCUGUGACCAGGCUGCCCUGAUGAUGGAGGAGCUGAAUCCUUACACUAAGAUCAGCCCGGCCUUGGCAUCAGAGCACCAGUCAGCGGGCGCUGUCAUGGGCAUCAUCUUCCUCCUCCUCUUCAUCAUGACCGUGUUGGGGGUGGUGGUGUGGUGGCGGCAUCACCAGAGAGAGAAAGGAGGGCAGCACAUGCCCAGUGUGUCCUACAGCCCUGCCCUGAGGAUCAGCAGUCAGGGUUACUCCCUCUCUGACUACAUGAAGGGUUCCCUGUCCAGCACCUGCUCUCUGAACAGUGAGAACCCCUACGCCACCAUCAAUGACCCGCUGGCCGUGGCCUGUAAACACACAGAGAGCAGCUAUGUAGAGAUGAAGAGUCCUGUCCACCACGACAUGUCCUACUGCUCCUCUGCUAUAGUCACCACCACCGCCACACACACCGUCAGCAAGAACGUCUAUGAUGUGGAACCCAAGGUGAGUGUUCUCCAGGGCUGUAACGGUGUGGUGGUUCCCACGUACCCUCAGAACCCGUACGACCUCCCCAGGAACAGCCACAUCCCCAGCCACUACGACCUGCUGCCCCUGAGACACAGCCAGAGCUACAGCCCUACACACAGCCAGGACCACAGCCACCAGAGCCACAGCCCACCCUUGCCCGGCAGCCCUACCAGCUCCCUGCUAUAGACAGACCACUCCCGAACGCUGGGCCGCGACCUUAGACCUACCAAAGUACCAGUGCAACAUCAAUGUUGGUGGACAUACUAGAUGAUAUACCAACAGAAGCUCUGUGUGGACUCACUGCUGUGUGGACUCACUGCUGUGUGGACUCACUACCGUGUGGACUCACUACCGUGUGGACUCACUAACGUGUGGACUCACUACCGUGUGGACUCA
Messenger RNA from Oncorhynchus tshawytscha (Chinook salmon), 1499 nucleotides. Its product is annotated as multiple epidermal growth factor-like domains protein 11. The annotation marks the transcript as partial. Lineage: Eukaryota; Metazoa; Chordata; Actinopteri; Salmoniformes; Salmonidae. Gene Ontology annotation, molecular function: scavenger receptor activity. The record is from RefSeq and is a predicted model, not a curated record. The transcript is spliced from 10 exons.